Messenger RNA from Rhizophagus irregularis DAOM 181602=DAOM 197198, 565 nucleotides. The record is from RefSeq and is a predicted model, not a curated record. Lineage: Eukaryota; Fungi; Glomeromycota; Glomeromycetes; Glomerales; Glomeraceae.
AUGAUCACAACAUCUGAUUUGGAAGAAAAUGCUGAAAAUGCUAAAUAUAAAUAUAUUACAAAACAAAUAACUGUUAAAACUAUAUCAUUCAAUAACCUAUGGGUAAAUCUGACAACUUGUAGUUAUCUUUGCGAUGUUAUUGUAGAUAAAAAAAAUAGAACGUGUUAUGGACUUAAAAUAUGUGAAUUUGCAAGUCCAGAACUAAGCACAACAGAACAAAAUGCAAUAAUGAGAGAAUAUACGACGCUAAAUGACAAAUUUGAACAAAGAUUGAAAGAUGAAAACAGAUAUCAGGACAAGAGAGAAGUUGGAGACAAGAGGCUGAUCUUUGAUUCACCAAAGAAAAGCAAAUCAAGUGAAUCGGAAUCGGAAGAAGAGGCAGAAGAAAUCAAGCCUUACGUUAUCAAAUCAGAAAAGGAAGAGAGCUCGACGAAGGCCAAAAAGAAAAUGACGCAAAAGAAGAAAAAGAAAAGGAAUUAUAGAAAAUAAGUAACAUAUAAUAUAUCCAAUCGAAAUCACAUGAACUUACUUUCACGUAUAAAAUUUUUCCCGAUACCAAAAUUUU